This is a messenger RNA of Penicillium egyptiacum, 552 nucleotides long. NCBI's taxonomy places the organism in Eukaryota, Fungi, Ascomycota, Eurotiomycetes, Eurotiales, Aspergillaceae. The record is from the annotation of a GenBank genome assembly.
AUGGCUACCAGCGUUAUCAACCAGGGGACCUCAAUCGCCCGACCUUCUCCUGACCCAGCCGAAGCUCCGGCAGCAUCCUUUUUGAGCUUGAAUUCCACAACCGCCUCAGUCAAUCUUGAAGCCAAAGCACUGUUCUCAGCCAUUCAGACCCUCUUUGAUCAUCUCCACGCCCAUCCAGACAAUGUUGCUAAGCUCAAUGCAACCUACCCUCGCAGGGACGUCGUCAAGACUGCUGCUCUACACAAAACUGAGUCAGAUCAGAAGUUUACCAUCGACCUCUCGCCCAUGCGGAACUCCUGGAUUCCGGAAACUGUUAGUAAGUCCUUGGAUCCUCACGGCCUAGGGGAGGUCUUCAACUUCUUCAACGCUGUCAGUGCUCAGUAUGUACCCACCAUACUGUCUUCUCUGAGCAUCCUCGCCGGUACCGAUCUCGCUGCAGCACAUACUCCACACAAUAUGAAAUAUCGCCUAUGCGACUACAACCCUAACACGGCUGCCCCGAGUCGUCGAAUGGAUGUGGAGCCCACACGGAUUAUGGGACCUUCUCCAUAA